AUGUCUGCUUCGGCAGCGCAAAUCGUCAGCAGUAGGCGGCCCGAUGCCCCGCCGGCGGCUUCCCCGGCGGCGGCUUCCGCGCUGGCGGCUUCCCCCGGAGUGCAGUUUCCGCCGGCGGCGCAGCCGGAGGUGAUGCGCGCCGCGGAGAAGGACGAGCUGUACGCGGCGUCGCUGGGCGACAUGUGUCACGACGCCAUUGGCUCGCAGCUCGGCCACCGCGUCGCGGGCCAAUGGGGCGGCCCGAUUCGCGUGGCGGCGCGGUGUCUUUAUUACCUCGUGACCACCGGUGUCGGCAGCAGGACUCUAGGGGAUGAGUAUUGCGACAUACUGCAGGUAUUCCUCCCUCCCCUUGGUAAUGAGUGUCCUGGUAGUAUCGCGCCGCCUCUCGCUCGUGCUGCUGCACUGCACGCCCUGCUCCCUGCCUUUGCAGCUCACAUCAGCGCCCGCGCUGCUGCCCCUUUGCACGCCCAUCCCCCAAUUCUCAGGUCUUUUGAGGCGCCUCAAAAGGCGCUGCUGCCCCUUUGCACGCCCAUCCCCCCAUUCUCAGCGUAUCGCCUCUCCCUGGUGCUGUUACAUUCACUCCUCCCGGCUGCAGCAGAUCACAAUAGCGCCCCUGCAGCCCCUUUCCACCCCCGUCCCACUCUCCCAGGUAUCAGGAGGCUACAAUCUCCCCCCUACACUACACCAGCUCGCAGCCUCUCCCUCGUGCUGCUGCACUCGCUCCUCCCAGCUGUAGCGGCUCACAUCAGCGCCAAUCUCUCCCCUUUCCACCCCCGUCCCACUCUCCCAGGCGGCUACAACCUUCCCCCCACGCCAGCGCGUCGCCUCUUCCUCGUGCUACUGCAUGCCCUCCUCCCGGCUGUAGCGGCUCACAUCAGCGCCCGCGCUGCUGCCCGGGGAAGGGCGCUCGCAGCAGCAGGGGAAGGGGGAGAAGCAGCAAGCGAGGGGAGAGCAGUGGAAGGGGCAGCAGGGGAGGGGGGAGCAGCAGCAGGAGAGGGGGGAGCAAGGGAUGGGGGAGCAGUGGAGGGCGGAGCAGUGCAGAGAGGGAGAGGGGUGACAGCAGGGACCUGGGGGAGAGAGGGAGGCGCAAUAGAGGGAGGCGGUGUGGACGCAGCAAGUGUGAGCGUUGGGAGGGGGUUGGGAUGGGUGGCAGCUGCGGCGGCAGGGUGGCACUGGGUGGGCCGUGCGAGGGAGCGAGUGAGGGAGAGAGUGAGGGAGAGAGUGAGGGAGACGGGGAGGAGGGCGCUGGUGGUGUGGGCGGGGGUGGCAGCGCGAGGGGGGGAUGUGUUGAUGCUGCUGGGGAGGCCGCAUCUGCUGUUUUUCUACUGGCACGGGGCAUACUUGCACAUAGCAAAGCGAGUGACAGGGGUCCGAUACAUUUACACGGCACAACCACCUGCCUACUCUCCCAGGUAUCACAUGCUCGCUUUCUUCCUCUUCAUCCAGCUCACCAUUCUCUCCUCUGAUUGGCUGCGCCGUUCCCUGCUGCAACACAGACCCCUGGCGCAUGCCUUACCAUUGCCAACCACAGGCAUGUUCUUUGUGCCUUGCUGCCACCCCUCCUUCUCCCCACCUGCUCUGCUCCCCACCUGCUCCCCACCUGCUCCCCACCUGCUCCCCACCUGCUCCGCACCUGCUCCCCACCUGCUCCACCUCACAUCUCCUGGUCACAUCUCCUCCUGGUAUGCUCAACGCUUCUCGUCUUCUCUUCUUCUUCCCCACCUAUCCUCAGCCCCACAGGCAGCCUCCGAUGCUCCACCUGAGUCCAGCAAGGGGUGGGGCGCAGAGGCAGAGGCGUCUCAAGAGUCUCAAGAGGGUGAAGCAGAGGGGGAGGCAGGGAGUGAGGCCAGUGGUCGGCAGCAGCCAAUGCUCCACCUGAGUCCAGCAAGGGGUGGGGCGCAGAGGCAGAGGCGUCUCAAGAGGCUCAAGAGGGUGAAGCGGAGGGGGAGGCAGGGAGUGAGGCCAGUGGUCGGUGCUCGCUGUGUCUGGCUGCUCGCUCCCACCCCACCUGUUGCCCCUGCGGUCACAUCUUCUGCUGGUAUGCUUAAUGCCCUACUCCUGUCCUUCUGCCUCCCUCUCCUUCCUCACUCCUCCUCACCCACCCACCCCACCUGCUGCCCCUGCGGCCACAUAUUCUGCUGGUACGCCCAACAUACCCUCCUGCUCGCCUUCCUCUCUCGCUCCUCCCUCACUCAUCCCUCUCCUUCUCCCUCGCUCCUCCCGCACUCCGCCCUCUCCUUCUCCCUCACUCUUCCCUCACUCCUCCCUGGCACCUCUCUCACUCCCCCCUGA
Molecule: messenger RNA, 2292 nt
Organism: Closterium sp. Naga37s-1
Lineage: Eukaryota; Viridiplantae; Streptophyta; Zygnematophyceae; Desmidiales; Closteriaceae
Source: the annotation of a GenBank genome assembly